CAACCGUGACCUCUUUCGACGUGACCUUACUACGUACGUGUGUGUUGAAAACAGCCGAUCCGGCAUAUUUAUGUGGCGAGAAGCAGCAGAAUUUUCCAGUAUUUGUGUGUGAUCUUGGAGUACGAAGUCUCGAUCUGGAGUAUCACGUUUAUGUGAUGUUGAAGCAGCCGAGGUUCAUGUACUUGCAAAUGAUGCGUUGCUACGGAGAUCUACACAUCUGCAUGUGCAACAUGAACAGACCGGACCACGGGUGGCGACAUCAAACACGUUCUGCCGCGGAUCUAUGAUCUGUUGACUCCAAGCUUAACAAAUUACAUGUAGCUGUUGAACUGUACUGCAUCGUAAAAAAAAGUGCUUUCAUUCAAAGGAUCAACGUUAGUGGGCGUUAUUCUUUGAACAAAACUUUCAUCAAGCCACGAAAAGUGUCAAUCACCAAAUCUGUUGAUAGUACAGAGCUAAGUUUAAUUUAAAUUUGGACUCACAAAAUCACGCAUUCAGUCGUUGAACUACAGUGCAGCUUAAUAUAGGAACUUGCUUUUCUGCAUUCAUUACGUGCAGUUGUCAGUAAUCUUUGGAAGCAGAAGCUUUUUUAUAGUACUCAACUUUGUCGGAACUUUCUUCGUGGAGAAGUUGUCGACAUGUAUGCCAAAAUGUCAAACAGAAUCAUCAGCACGGUGCGGAGGUCCGUGGUGCUGUACUUGAUAGGCGUGUGCCUGGCGCUCAUUCUACACUUGCUUCAGAUCCAGCGCAACGUCACGCUGUUCCCCGUCGAAGUGAUCGGGAGCCUGAUGAAGUCGGAUUGGUGGGUGCCACCAGUCUGCGGAGCUGCUGCAGUGGUGGUUGGUCUACUCUACCCUUGCAUAGACACCUGGCUUGGCAAGUUCCCCUGCUACAGAGUGGAAUGGUCCAACGUGAUGCGGUGUCUAGCCGUCUUUGUGGGCAUCAACCAUGCCUCUGCUAAAAUCGAUUUUGCCAACAACCUGCAGUUUUCCCUCACACUGGCCGCCAUGUCCAUUGGUCUCUGGUGGCUCUUUGACCGAUCGCGGACCGGCUUCGGUCUGGCCCUUAUCGUCUCCUUUCUAGCCACAGUGGUCACCCAACUGCUGGUCUACAAAGGUUUCUACAGUUACACUGAGCCCGAUUUCUUGUACGUACGUUCCUGGAUACCCUGCGUGUUUUUCUCCGGCGGCGUUACCAUGGGGAACAUUGGACGACAACUCGCAGUGUAUGAAAUGGAAAAGGAGCAUAAAUUGUGAACCCAUCUAGUGAGACACUCAUGUACAACUGGCGAUAACUUUUGACAACUGCUUUUUCUUUGCCACGCCCUGUCAGCGUAAAUCUUUUUCCUUCUUUUUUUUGGCCUUCUUCAAAACCAUUAAAGCUUUGUUUUUCGCAUAUGGAGCAACCAUAUUGGAUCUGUUGCAACUGUAAACACUGCCGUGUAAGCAAAAGAGGAACGCUGAUAUUGAUGGAAAAAAACAAAACAAGAAUGGUCAAUGGCAAAAAACUGAAAAUGGCAAAAAAGUGGAUUUGUGUAGUAAACAUGUUAAAAACUACACAUACAUCGUGCUGCUUGUACAUAACCAAGCAUUAGGUUCGUUGUAAAUGCCGUCUGCAAUGCAACAAAAAUGCAUGCUACCCUCAUGCCAACAGUGUUUAUCUCAACUCACCCGAGACAACGACCUUCAAAAAUGGUCUGUGUCUGAAACUUGACCGUUUUGUUGUUGAGACUAAGACCUCCAAAAGAUAUUUGCUGUGGCUUCAAAAUGAGGGCGAUAUCUUCAACGGGACUUCUGCCAAGUGAAUCCUCCAGUGUUUUAACCGGAUUUACGACCUUUGACCCAUGAUGCAAGAUUUGACCUGUGGAUAUGACCCGAGCAGUGAACAUGUCUAAAAUGAAUAUCCUUGGGUGUUUGUUUAGGAGCGUUUGACCUCAAGGUUUCAAGGUUUGACCUUUGGAUAUGACCUCUUGACCUCUUUCCAGCAAAUGCAAAUUCCACGGUUCAUGUGGAUGCUGUAUCGACUCUUAACAUUGAAAUGCGACCUUUUCUUGUAAAAAGAAAUGACCUCUCUUGAGAAAAGGUCGUGAUUAGGACUCUGUAGGUCAUUGUUGUUGACCUCAUGACCCAUAAAUAUGAAUGUCUGAUUUCAAUUUGUUGCAUCAGAUUUGUCAAGUUAACACCAGUUCAUACUGCGAAUGCGAUGGGAAUUUGACGUCGCAAAGCAUUGUCUACGAAAUUCGCCAGAGUUGAAAUGUGUUCAACUUCUGCGAAUUCGCGACGCGAAAAACUUGUCCUUACGUUACAAAUUCACAUUCGCGAUCACUUUUGCGCCGAGCAUGAACCGGCCAUUACGCAGAAGCUUCAAAGUUUUAAUUAGAAAUUGAUCCAUAUUUUGAAAUUUUUCCUCCACGUUGGGCUUCCACAUUUAAUAAGGCUGUGUUAAACUGUGAUUGACAAAAUUGGUAUGUAUUGAUCUGAUUCUAUUUUAAAAAACGCGCUGAAUGUGACAUUGCAGUAUUAGAGAUUUGACAAGAUAUAACCAGAUUCAACUUUUUUAAAAGAAAAUUCCUUAUUCACAUCAUAUUAUUAAAUGGCAUACAUACAAACAAGAACAUUGAUAUCAAAAUUAGGGAAAAGAGCAGUGCUAAAAUAGUUUGGUUUUUCAAAAAUAUUCACGUGUUCAUUCUCAACUUGAAAGUUGUUACAUUCGUAAAUAUGUUUCUGUUGGUUAGGUAGCCAAUUUUAAAAUAUAGAAAUUUUUGGGACACAAAAACAUUACCUUGGUUUAAGCGUGAGACCGUUAUUAAAAAUAUUUAAUUACUAUUUUAAUAAUGUCACCCUAUAAUCACAAUACAUUUUACAAUUCGUUAUUGCCAACCGGGGCAAGUGAAAAUUAUGAUAAAAAUCUAGAAAUGCAAUGAUACACAGUUUUGAAGUAGAAUACCAAGCAAUUUCCACAUGUGAUUUCAAUAGUUUGGCUUUAAAAGUUUACAAAUGUCAUUCGUUAACAAGUUAGAGCAACUUGUCUUCAUGUUGUUAAUUUGAUUGUUAUUUUCAUGAAUUGUCAAACACUGGCUUGCAAGUUUCAACUUUAGAGCCUAUCAACCGAAAUAUUUGCCUUUUAUUUACGUUCUGCAAGUGCCUGUACUUCUGAAUGGGCCGGACUUACAAAGAACUUAGGUAUUCAAUUUUCAUGUGACAAAUAAGUUCGCUCAUACCCCCGCCCUGCAAACAGGGCACUGGGAUACUCUGAUGAGCUUCACAGAAUCUUGUGAAAGAAGUGGCCUAUGACCUAUGUAUAAAGCAUCUGGCUGCAGCUGCUCAAGACCGCAGUUAGACAAUGUGCGCAAAUGCUAUCCGAAAAACUUCCCAUAGAAAUGCGUACAUUCAAUACCGGAUGUGAUUUCUGUUUCAUUGCGGACUAUGUGGACAAAAUUGUGCGUGUCGCAUAAUGCAAUCCAACCAUGAUCCGACCGUUGGUGAUUCGAAACGGAGCCUGAGCAAGUGAUGGGAAUUGUAAAUUUACAACACAAGUUUUACAGAAUUUCCUACAUUAUGACGCUUUUCAACGAAAAAAAACCCCAUCUCUAAACUGGAAUAAAAGAGUAAUGACUCCGUCUUAACGGCCGUUUCAAACCUUGCAGAGUCAUGACCGUGAUGACGCACAGGUCACGCAAAAUCCAACCAAUCAGAGCGUGAAUUCAUCAGAGUAUCCCAGCGUCCUGUUUGCAGGGCGGGGCUUACGAGCGAAACAAAUAAGCACCACAAUGUUUUGUCAUCUUAACACAAAAUAAAAUAAAAAUCAUUCAAAGGGCUAUUUCAUUUCAAGUCCAAUAAUCAUUUAGUCCAUUUUCAAGUCAGAUUGUAUAAAUAAAGUUAUCCACAUAUAAAAGGUACCACUUUUUUCUGCACAUUUUGAGGGAAUUAAUAAAGCUUUUUUGGAAUUUUUUUCCUUUCAACUCAGAACUUUGAAAGAAAAAGUCCAAACAAUCAUUGCUUACCUUAAGUUUUUGUUAAAAUAAAAGGUGGUUUAAUUUUAAAUAUCGUUCAAAAUACUAUUUAUGUUAUUUAGUUUUAAGUGUUUUUGUAAAUUUCCCAGAAUUUUGAAAAACGAAUCACGCUCCAUGUUUCUGUUCUUAGUUGGUGUUGAAUUUUGGUAGUUGGGGAUUAAAUUCAUAGUUACUUCAUUUUGGUUUUUUUUGCUUCAGAUCUGGAAUCCAACUCCGAGAUUGUUUGUACAUAUAUUGUAAAUAUUAAACUUUUUUUCUGGAAACAUUUUAACACUUAUUCCCAAAACCUUAACAUAAUGUGUGAUAUUAAUAAAGAUGUGCAAUUGAUAACAAAUAA
Molecule: messenger RNA, 4349 nt
Organism: Patiria miniata (bat star)
Lineage: Eukaryota; Metazoa; Echinodermata; Asteroidea; Valvatida; Asterinidae
Product: insulin-induced gene 2 protein-like
Exons: 6
Coding region: 639-1256 (205 amino acids)
Biological process (GO): cellular response to insulin stimulus; cholesterol biosynthetic process; SREBP signaling pathway
Cellular component (GO): SREBP-SCAP-Insig complex; endoplasmic reticulum
Source: RefSeq, a predicted model, not a curated record